GCUCUUCUUAAAUACCCGCGCCCUUCCAGCUUGAUCUAUUUUACUUGACUAAAAACAAGUUCAAGACCUGGCACAAUGACAAGUAGCGGACUCCAAGCCAAGCUUCGUGCGCUUCCUGUUCUAGAAGGAGCAUCACACCCAAAAGCAGAGUUCGCUUCGUUCCCCGAAACCCCUCACCAAGCAUUUGAGGCAUGGCUCGACGAGGCCAUCUCAGCCAACGUCCCAGAGCCCCAUGCUGUCACGCUCUCAACAGUAGAUGAACAAGGCUUCCCCGAUGCCCGAGUUCUAAUCCUUAAGAACGUCGAUCACCGCGGCUGGCAUUUCGCCAUCAAAGCCAACAGCCCCAAAGGCCGCCAAAUCUCAUCCAACAACAACGUCGCGCUUACAUUCUACUGGCCCAAAAUCGGACGUCAGGUCCGUCUACGCGGUAAAGCAAAGGCUCUGCCCAGAGGUGAGUGUGAGCAGGAUUGGACGGCUCGAUCGGCUAUGGCCAAGAUCACUGCCAAGGUGUCGAGGCAGAGCGAACCACUUAAUGACCCGCAUGGACUGGAAGCCAAGAUGGCGGAAGCCGUGAAAAGUCAUGAGAUUGAGGGACAAGAGCCAAGUUCUGAGGGUUGGGUGGUAUAUGCCGUGGCGCCGCAGACGGUUGAGUUCUGGCAGGCUUCUAGUGAUCGUCUGCAUCAGCGAUUGAACUACGUCUUCGAUCCGGCCCGAAACACCUGGAAGAAGGAAGCUCUUUGGCCAUAAGCCUCAACAACUAUACACCGCAUCAAUCUCGAUCUUGGUCUAUACGGAGAAUUUAUGUAUACAGGCAUAUACGCCGGGUAUAACACGAUUCGCUUCCCCUUAUGCUCUUAGCGGGCUUACGCGUCCUCUCGACAUCGCCCAGAGUCUAGACCCAAGCCUCACCAAACUACUCUUAUAAAAACACAUCCAACUUCGGAUCUUGACGUGCCGUUCAUAAAAUCAU
Molecule: messenger RNA, 970 nt
Organism: Fusarium oxysporum Fo47
Lineage: Eukaryota; Fungi; Ascomycota; Sordariomycetes; Hypocreales; Nectriaceae
Product: pyridoxine/pyridoxamine 5'-phosphate oxidase
Exons: 1
Coding region: 76-747 (223 amino acids)
Biological process (GO): pyridoxine biosynthetic process
Molecular function (GO): FMN binding; pyridoxamine phosphate oxidase activity
Source: RefSeq, a predicted model, not a curated record